CUGUACAUACUGAGACCUGAGAACAAACAUUACUAUCAUAAAAUGCAUAUAUUUGAAAUUAUUUUAAACCGUCAUAUAUAUGUUGAGCAUGAUUUUAAUGGAAAAUAAAUGAUUUUUUUAUAUAAAUCAAAUGUAACAUUGAUAAAUCUAAUUUAUAAACAUGUGGCUUCCGUAUAUUUGGAUUGAUAGUAAGUUAGUUACAAGGUAAAAUUAGAUUAUUACUGCAAGGUAAUAUAUAACUAUGCAAUGAAGUAAUUGAUCAGUUGUAAGCUGAAUAUAAAAUUUGAAAAUCAAAUUUUUAUUCGUCUUGAAAUAACCGUACAAAUCGGAUCCUACAAAAUCAAUGCAACGCGAACCGAUGAAUGAAUUUUAAAGCAAUAGCCUUACUAUAGUACCGUGUCAUUUUACGGCGUUUUUAUUCAAUUCGAUUUUUUUUGAACGAAAGUAUUCAAUGAAAGAUAACCUUGAUUUGCCAUUUAAAUCAACAGAGCCGAUAUGGAGAAACGUUCUCCAGUAUGUUCUUUGAAUUAAACUUCAGCUGUUUGUUGGAACACAGAAUUCUAAAUUCACGAUGGCAUAUCAGCUGUUUGUGAAAAAUAACUCAGAAAUUAAACAAAUCGCAGAUUAAUUGGUAGAGCUUGAUGAUCGAUUUUAGCAAGAAGUAUACUUUCUGAUAAAGAACUGAACUUUUCAAUUCAGUCACAAAAAUAUUUGUGAAGAAAAAUUGAUCAAGAUUCUGUUGGAUUUCCUAAUACGUGAUAAAAGAUGACUGACAGAAAAACCGUAAUCAAAAACGCUGACAUGUCAGAAGAGAUGCAGCAAGAUGCCGUUGAUUGCGCCGUGCAAGGCAUGGAGAAGUUCAAUGUAGAAAAAGAUAUUGCAGCUUUCAUCAAAAAAGAGUUUGACAAGAAGUACAGUCCAACCUGGCACUGCAUUGUGGGCAGAAACUUCGGCAGCUAUGUCACUCACGAGACGAGGCAUUUCAUCUACUUCUAUCUGGGACAGGUUGCUGUUCUGCUAUUUAAAAGUGGAUAAUAAAAUAUUAAUAUUCAACAAAAUUCUCUGCGAAACAUUUGCUGAAAUGUUUUAGAAAAAAUAAUGAGAUACAUCAAUUCUGGAAAACAAAAAUUGAUAUAAUAUUUGUGUAGAGAAUAGUUGGGGGAGUUGUGCUUGAUGAAAGUCAUCAAUACACAACAAAAACUUUUGUCUUAUCCAAAUACUUGACGUGAACUCUUAGUAUGUGAGAGCUAUGAAUUUCGAUUUGAGUCCUUGAAAUUUUAAUUUUAUCUUCUUGGAUAUUUGAUUUAUUAUCUGAGUUUAAACUUUGAAUAAUUCAAUUCCUAAUUUAUUUUGAUAGUUUACCAACCUUCCUGAAAUGUUGUGAAAGUAAUAAAUCUAGGUUUAAUCCAUGA
This is a messenger RNA of Nilaparvata lugens (brown planthopper), 1412 nucleotides long. RefSeq names its product dynein light chain 2, cytoplasmic. Lineage: Eukaryota; Metazoa; Arthropoda; Insecta; Hemiptera; Delphacidae. Gene Ontology annotation, cellular component: cytoplasmic dynein complex. Gene Ontology annotation, biological process: microtubule-based process; cilium assembly. Gene Ontology annotation, molecular function: dynein intermediate chain binding; dynein light intermediate chain binding. The record is from RefSeq and is a predicted model, not a curated record. The coding region runs from base 766 to 1035 and encodes 89 amino acids. The transcript is spliced from 2 exons.